CACGGUCACGCUGCCUCCGUAAAAAGCCGCAAGAAAAUAAAAAUACAUAUACCUUUCAAGCUAUUAUUAUUAUUAACAAAAAUGUCGGAACCAGUUGAAAGCACAGAGGUAAAGUCGCCACCAUACGACUUGUCCAAGUUCCGGCUGAAGCGCAUUCUAACCAACAACAGUGUUAGGAAAAGUAUAUCCCUUCUUGGGACUUUUCCGGAUCUAGGAACCGAUGAUGCCAUUGUUGUUUUCGAGAAAAAUGCUUACCGGGAAAGCGAUGUGGCCACAACGUCAUCGGAGGAGUCUGCCAAGAAGCCUAGUUAUUUUACCUCAGACCUGAAAGUUGACACUGAGUUUAUUAACAAUAUUUACGGCAGUUUUCAGGUUGUGCCCACCCGGGAUUUGUGCAGUGUGAAAAGCACGGUCAUUUAUCCCGCCACCGAGAAGCACAUCGAGAAGUACUCAGUUUCCCAAAAAUAUCUCAUUCGGGAGACUCCUGAUCUCUACCAAAGAAAAACCCUUCCAUAUAUCACCUCAAGUCAGUUCUCCCUAGAGUGGGUCUACAACAUACUCGAGCACAAACAGGAGAAGGAACGUAUCGUGUACGAGAACGACGAUCCAAAUACCGGUUUUAUCCUCCUGCCCGAUCUCAAAUGGGACGGACGUAAUGUGGAAACCCUUUAUCUGCUGGCCAUCGUUCACAAGCGUGAUAUCAAAUCUCUGCGGGACUUAAAUGGGAGCCAUCUUGAUCUUUUGCGUAACGUGCGCCAGUCGUCAAAGGACGCAAUUUUCAAGCUAUACGGCAUUAAUCCUAAUCAGCUGCGUAUGUACAUUCAUUACCAGCCGUCCUUCUAUCACCUGCAUGUGCACAUCAAUCCAGUGCGGAACGAUGCGCCGGGCAUAUGGUGCGAGAAGUCCCACAUGCUGGACACGGUGAUCAACAACUUAGAGCUGAUGCCGGACUACUAUCAGCGAGCCACUUUGCCGUUUGUCCUGUACGAAGGCAACAAGCUGUUGGAUCUCUAUGAGCAGGAGCUACCCAUUAGAGCGCUGACAGUUGCGAGUGGCGAUAAGGAGCACCCUGACACAGACUCUUUGGGCGCCGCUCCACCGGAAGGCUUUAGCGAUGAAGAGCCGGAGGAGAGGCAGUGUAAGCGCAUCAAGUUGGCCACGCCGGAGCCCAAGGAGUCCGAGUCAGCUGUUCAGGCCUGUGCCUAAGCUUUCUUUCUAAAAGAUCAGUAGUAGUACUUAAGGAGAAAGCUUAACACAUAUCAUACCUAUGUCAUACUUAUGAUCAAUCAAAUCAAAAUAAAGUCUUUUUGGAAAAUCAA
Molecule: messenger RNA, 1319 nt
Organism: Drosophila santomea
Lineage: Eukaryota; Metazoa; Arthropoda; Insecta; Diptera; Drosophilidae
Gene: Dcps
Product: m7GpppX diphosphatase
Exons: 3
Coding region: 82-1206 (374 amino acids)
Biological process (GO): deadenylation-dependent decapping of nuclear-transcribed mRNA
Cellular component (GO): nucleus; P-body
Molecular function (GO): RNA 7-methylguanosine cap binding; hydrolase activity
Source: RefSeq, a predicted model, not a curated record